GGUUUGGAUUUUGUUGGUUUUUGAGUUGGGGGUGUGUUGGGAUGGAGGAAAAAUAUGAGCCAUUGAAAGAAUUUGGUUCUGGGAAUUUUGGAGUGGCAAGAUUGGUGAGGGAUAAGAAGACAAAGGAGCUUCUAGCAGUCAAAUACAUAGAAAGAGGGAAGAAGAUCGAUGAAAAUGUUCAGAGGGAAAUCAUAAAUCACAGAUCAUUGAGGCAUCCCAACAUUGUUAGGUUCAAGGAGGUAUUGUUGACACCGACACAUUUAGCUAUAGUCAUGGAAUAUGCUGCCGGUGGUGAGCUUUUUGCAAGGAUAUGCAGCGCUGGUCGAUUUAGUGAAGAUGAGGGGCGGUUUUUCUUUCAGCAGCUAAUAUCCGGAGUUCGUUACUGUCAUUCAAUGGAAAUUUGUCACAGGGACCUGAAACUGGAAAACACUCUCUUGGAUGGAAGUCCAACUCCGCGGCUUAAAAUAUGCGACUUUGGUUAUUCUAAGUCGGCCUUGUUGCACUCGCAACCAAAAUCAACUGUGGGAACGCCAGCAUACAUUGCCCCAGAAGUCCUGUCACGAAAAGAGUAUGAUGGGAAGAUUGCAGAUGUUUGGUCCUGUGGUGUGACACUAUACGUGAUGUUGGUUGGAGCAUACCCUUUUGAGGAUCCUGAUGAUCCUAGAAAUUUCCGGAAGACCAUUGGGAGAAUAAUGAGUGUUCAGUACUCCAUUCCCGAUUACGUACGUGUUUCUGCAGACUGUAGGCACCUCCUUUCUCAUAUAUUUGUUGCAAAUCCCUCAAAGAGAAUCACCAUCCCAGAGAUAAAAAAACACCCUUGGUUUAUGAAAAACAUGCCGAAAGAGCUAAUUGAAGGCGAGAAAACAAAUUAUGAGGCAGCUGGAUGCGACCAACUGCUUCAGAGUGUGGAAGAAAUAAUGCGGAUCAUUCAAGAAGCAAAGACCCCCGGCGAAGGAUCCAAAUUAGUUGACGGGCAAGCCACAGGUGCUGGAUCAUCAGGUCCUGACGAUAUCGAAGCCGACUUGGAUUCUGAAGUUGACAACAGUGGGGAAUAUCUCACCCCUUUUUGAGCAUUGACCUUGUAAUAAUAAGUGCUUUCACAAAGUUUGAUUUUUCAAGCCUUUUUGUUUGUUGUUCAAGUGAAGAUUUAUAAUUUGUAUUAAUGAGUCUGUACUGUACAGAACACAAUAAUAUGGAAUAAAUACAAGAUACAAGUAAUUUAUAAGCUGAAUUUGAAAAAUUGCAGU
Molecule: messenger RNA, 1247 nt
Organism: Camellia sinensis
Lineage: Eukaryota; Viridiplantae; Streptophyta; Magnoliopsida; Ericales; Theaceae
Product: serine/threonine-protein kinase SAPK3
Biological process (GO): protein phosphorylation
Molecular function (GO): ATP binding; protein serine/threonine kinase activity
Source: RefSeq, a predicted model, not a curated record